AGAAAACCUUAACCUACUCGAUUUCAAUCAAGAUUUCCUAUAGGCAGCAAUGGUGGGGUGGAGGAUUCGAGCAGACAUGGCGGAAAUAGACGUUGGACGAGUUACAUUUCCUGGAAGGAGAUACAAAAAGGGAAAAGUAAAGUAUGUUGAUUUAGUGGACAUUGACGAGUUCUCUAUUCAUGAUAUCGAUGAAAUGAUGAACAUCCUUGGCUGUGUGGAGGAAGGUAAGCUAUUGUAUUAUCACUUCAAAAGACCAUUAUUAGAUUUGGACAUUGGUUUGUUUGCUUUGGCUUAUGAUAGUGACAUUAACCACUUAAGGACAUAUGUAGGGAAAUAUAAACUUAUUGAAGUUUAUACAGAUCAUGGUAAGACAAUGUUGAAUACAUAUUUAAUGUCCCCUAACCCUAGUAAAGUUAGGAUUAAGGAAAUUAUUGAACCCCCUGCAUGUUCUGAAAGGCUUUUCUUAGAAUGGAAGGCAUCAACAACAGGGGAUUGUAGUGGUUCUAUGACACCAGAAGUUGAUCAAUGUGGAAAACCCCCAAAUGAGCCUCAAUUUCAAACACAAGGUUUUGAUCAAGACUUUACUUCAUUUGUACAAAACUUUGAUCAAGACUUUACUACAUUUGUACAAGAUGAGGUCAAUAGAAGUGAGGACAUUAGAGUGCAUGGUGAUGAUUUGACUGAUAAUAAAGAUAAUGACUUCCUAUUAGACAAGGAUAACAUGAUUGAUGAGCCUGACAUAGAUAUGAAAGAAUUCUUCUUGAACAUUGACUAA
Molecule: messenger RNA, 775 nt
Organism: Lactuca saligna
Lineage: Eukaryota; Viridiplantae; Streptophyta; Magnoliopsida; Asterales; Asteraceae
Source: the annotation of a GenBank genome assembly